Molecule: messenger RNA, 1332 nt
Organism: Mercenaria mercenaria
Lineage: Eukaryota; Metazoa; Mollusca; Bivalvia; Venerida; Veneridae
Product: CAP-Gly domain-containing linker protein 3-like
Exons: 4
Source: RefSeq, a predicted model, not a curated record
UACUGAAGCUAUUUUUAGUUUUGGGAAUUUCCUUUUUGGAAUUCCUUAAUUACUUUUAGGGAAUGUUGUGUGUAAUCAAAGGUUGAAUAUCAUGACACCAAGGUACUGAUUUUACAAUGUCUAGUGAAAGAUUCUGUAUACUGUUAACAAAAUGCCUGGGUAAGAAGAAAGAGAAGAAGUUCAUGAAAUCAUCCACUUCAAAAGUAGAAAUACUACCAGGAACAUUGUUACUACUUUUGGAUGUUAUCAAAAACUCUGCUCCACCAAAUCAAUUACAGUUUGUUUUAGAAACUCUUGACCAGGAAGAUGUGGAGGUGACGUGUUCCCGUGAUGAUUUCAAUGAUAUUAGCAGAGAUGAAUAUGAACUUUUAAUAAAUGUGCCAACUUGUGCAGACAGGUAUCAAAUAUUUAUGAAUAAAGAAUGGAUGCAGGAAGGUCAGAAAAUGAAAGUUGGAGAUUAUGUUGAAGUUUAUGAUAAAGCCUCCGCAAAAGAUUUGAUAGGAAUACUGCGAUUCAGAGGUCAUGUGCAUGGUCUUAAUGGAAUCCACUUCGGUGUUGAGCUUGUGUACAACAAAGGUCAAGGUCACAGUGAUGGAAUGUUCAGGAAUCAGCGUUACUUUCAAUGUGCUCCAGAGUCAGCAUUAUUUGUGGGUCUUCACAGAAUUCGGCAACAUAAAGGGCCACCUCCACAGCGUCAGUCAGACAUAGCCGGAGCCAGCGCUGCAAACGUGUACAGUCAGUACGGGAAAGAAAAUGCUUACGGAUUAAAGAUGGGUGAUAGAAUUGUGUGGAUAAGUGAUGAAGGACCAGAAGCAGGAGUUGUCAAGUGGAUUGGGCUACUUCCAGAUUGCAGAGCAGAUGACGACAUCACUGUUGGAGUUGAAUUUGAUCAUCCGGUGGGUUCAGGUACAGGAAAAUACCGAGAUCAGCGACUGUUCACAGCCAAACAGAACCAUGCUUCUCUUGUACCUAUACUAGGACUUAUGAAAGAAGAAGAGUAUCGAAAUGAAUCUAGGCCAGUUGACAGUGAGAAUGCAUUGGCUGCUUUCACUGAAGCGGGUUGUAUUGGGAAAACCCAAGAGGAGGUUAUUGAGGAACAGAGACGCAUCAUGGAGGAAGCUCGCUUACAGAAGUUCUCUCCAAGGCUACCAGCAGAUGGAACACAACAACCAGACAUCAAACAUGAGAAGAAAAACAGUUUUGAAGUUGUAGAGCAUGCCAUGGUUCAUGCUGCUCCAUCCUCAAAUGUACAAACUCCACCAGCUGCUUGCAAAGGCUUCCCUGACACUAAAGGCAUAAAUCCUUUGUAUGAAUAUUCAAGGUCGAAACAUG